UGCAUUGAUGAUGCGAGGUGGUGGGGAUAGUAAACAUCAAUAUCAAUAGUUUGUUGACUUCUUGUGAGAGUUCUCAAUUUCGAUGUCGCAUUUUGAAAAAGGUCACAGACGGCAGCGGCAGUAUCGGAAGGGUCAUGAUUUUGAGAAGCAGAAGCAUAUUGUAGGAGCAAAAGGGCAGGAAGCAACUAAUGUCCUCAGUGAUGAUUCACCAGUGCUGGCUGCGUUUAAGCAGUAUGCUGCUGAGCUAGACACAAAACAUGACAAAUAUGAGGCCAUUGUGAAACUAAGCAGAGACAUUACAAUUGAAAGCAAGAGAAUUAUUUUUUUACUUCAUUCCGCUGACAGAGAGAGCAAGAAACAGUCUGUUCUUCAGGAAGCAGAAACACGAUUGCGCCAGCUGGAGGUAACACAGUUCAAAGCAAUUGCCAAGCAGUUGUUGGGAGAAGACCCGUAUCAGUUUCUUCGAGCAUACACAGCAGGUUUGCAGGAAUAUAUUGAAGCUCUAACAUUUUACUACUUCAUUAAGAUCAAUGAUCUGCAAUGUUGGAACCAUGUGCAAAGAAAUUUGGUGUUCUGUAGUGAUAAAGAAGCCGAAGAAACAAAAGGAUGUAAAGAAAAUGAAGAAAGCAAGACUGAAGACAGCUGUAAUGACAAGGAUAGUGCUGGUGACAGCAGUAACACUUCUCAUGACAAACAAAUAUGUCUAGUUCCACAGACUGAAUAUAUACUGGGGGUUGCUGAUCUCACAGGAGAAUUAAUGCGCAAGUGCAUUAAUAAUGUUGGACUGGGUUAUAUUGAAAGCUGUUUUCAGACAUGUGCUUUUGUGAAGGACAUUUAUACGGGAUUUUUGCGUAUAGGAAAUAUGGGUCCUAAGGAAUGUACAAGAAAGCUCUACACUUUACGACAAAGCUUGACCAAAAUGGAGACUGCUUGUUACACAAUACAUGUACGGGGGUCGGAGAUUCCAAAGCAUAUGCUCGCUGAUGUUUUUAGUGGAACCCAGGAUGAUUUCAUUCAUGAAGAGGAUGAAGGGUUUUACUAGAUAUAAGAUAAAACAGACUGCCUUUGUGGUUUUCAUUACAGCUGAAACCAACAUUGAAAGAAACUGUCUUUUCCAAAAUUGGAGAAAAAGUUUUCAGACACCAUGUCUGCCUGUAUUAUUGGUCAUGCAAAAUAAAAUCUUAUAUUAUAUUGCUUUAUUUGUUUGAAAAGGAAUUUUGGAAUUUUUUCUUUUACGAAGACUGAAGUACUGAAUAUGUAGUUCUAGGCAUGCAGUAAACUUCUACUAGUGAAUACAUGGUGCAUUUUUCUCUUGUACAUAGUCUCACCUGAAAUUUAGUAUAUUCACCAACUUGAACAUGGAUGAGUUUAAGCAUUACUGUAUAUUGUAUUUGCAGACCAUAUGGUAGCCAUCUGUGUAUGAUGAAAUAUUUGCUUAGCUAUGGAUUAUAUCUGCAUAAAUUGUGUGUACGAAUAGCGUAAGCUGUUAAGUAGUGUCAUGAGUUUUUAAUAGGAAUAUAAAAUCCAAGGUGUACUUAACCAACUGAAUAACCCCUAUAAAUGUCCAAUUAUAUUAAUUAUUGUAUGUAGUUGACUUCAAAGCAAGAGAGAGCAUGUAGUUUCUAGUUUAGUUGGGUCACAAUUGCUACUAUUAGAAAUCACACUGACUCUAAAACAUUUUGUCCACAUUUUCCAAUUAAAAGAAAAUUAUCAUUUUCAGAUUGUUGUUUAUGACAAGAGACUGAAAAUGGGUAGCAUUGAAGAGUAUGUGGUAUUGAAUUUGAGGCUCAGAAAGCAAUAAAGAAUGUGAAAUCAUAGUAUCAGGCAAUGGAGACUAGAAUAGUUCUUCAGAUAAUUGUGCAAAAAGUAUUUAGUGGAAGUAUGAAAUCGAUACAUCUUCGGAAUUUACUGUCCUCAGGCUGCAUUUUUUGACAGAAUAGCAGUGUGGAUUAUUUCACAAAGAUGAUUAUUGUAGUUAUAGAGACAAACAGGUUUCUUUAUGGCAGGAUACUAUUAAUGAUGAAAAUAUGAGUGUUAAUUGUUGACACAUUGGCUGAAGAGGUGCAGACGUACUGGAUAAAACACGUGGCAGCAGCUGCACAAUAUUUUGUUAUAUUCUGUGUCACCUAAUUUCUUGUACUAAAAAUAGCUACUUUAAUUUUUCUGACAGUGCAUCACAUUUUUAUAUGUCAACGACUAUCA
Schistocerca nitens (vagrant locust) is the source of this 2202-nucleotide messenger RNA. RefSeq names its product translin-associated protein X (gene Trax). The record is from RefSeq and is a predicted model, not a curated record. The transcript has 4 exons. Bases 83 to 1042 code for a protein of 319 amino acids. Lineage: Eukaryota; Metazoa; Arthropoda; Insecta; Orthoptera; Acrididae. Gene Ontology annotation, molecular function: RNA binding; RNA endonuclease activity; sequence-specific DNA binding. Gene Ontology annotation, cellular component: cytoplasm; nucleus.